AUGUCCGCGUCCAACGUAGUGGUGGUUCAAAUAGGCCAGUGUGGCAACCAAGUGAGCGAAAUUGUAUACGACUCCCUUUGGGAGGAAAUAGCUCAACUGAGGAAGCUUGGAGGAAAUCCAUCGCUCGCGGACCGUCUCCAUGGGACGUACUUUGAUGAAGCUGAUCGGGCGCGCGCUGUUCUGAUCGAUAUGGAGCCUAAGGUCAUUCAAGGCUUACUGGCUCGGAAGCGGUGUAAUCAGUGGAGGUAUGAUGCAGAGGAGAAGAACUCGUUGUUCUUGCAAAGUGGUAGUGGUAAUAGUUGGAUGAUGGGUUAUUCGGUCUUGGCCAAGGGCCAGACCUCUGAGCUCGCCGCUGAGGUUAUUCGGAGAGCGGCUGAGGCCUGUGAUAGAGUCGAUUCGUUCCUGACGGUUUGCAGUGGUGCUGGAGGGACAGGAAGCGGCUAUGGCAGCUAUGUGAUCUCGGAGAUCCUCAACGACUACUGUGGGCUGAAGCAUGGGUCUGCGUGCAACGUCAUUGUAUGUCCCUUCGAGCGGGGAGAGGUGUCGGUACAGAACUACAAUACGGCGCUUUCGUUGGCGACUGCGGUGGAGACGGGUGAGCUGACAAUCACGUUUUCGAACUCGGCGUUGGAACAUGAGGUCGGCGGGAAGAACGGAGGCUUGGGGGCGAUCAAUAGGAAGCUUGCCCGAACGCUGGUGGACAGUUUGUUGGUGCCAUCGCGGCUAUCACCGGCAGGAACACUAUCAGAGGUCGCCCGGCAUCUCGUUUGUGAUCCGGAUUAUACCGUUGCUAGUUGCUGCUCGGUGCCUGGCAUGGCACAUUAUGAGUUCUCUAGUGACACGUGGAUGGGCCUGGCUAAAGAGUUAGACGAUAGAUGGAGAGGAAAAAGUGCUACGGCUUUUCUCCAUGCUUGUGGGGUCGGCGCUGAUAAAUUGGAAGACGAUGUGACACUGCCGUUCAAGUUGAAAAGCCGUUAUUUCCCUCACGUCCCUCAUCCAUUGAAGAUGGCCAUCAGCCCGGUGGCUCGUCGGGUGCCUAGUCGGUCCUUGUCUGUUGUCGCUACGGAUCAGAAAGCUCUUCAGCCAGUGGCUCACGUUGUUCGUCGAUGUAAGGCAGCCUUGUCAAGUGGAGCGUUCAUACACCAUUAUGGUGGGUACGAAGGGGAAGCACGGAUCGCUGAUGCGGUGGCCACCCUCAACGCUACAUUGGAGAGGUCCCAUGUCACUCUUGCUAGAGAGGGAGGCUGA
Messenger RNA from Perkinsus marinus ATCC 50983, 1248 nucleotides. RefSeq names its product Tubulin beta chain, putative. Bases 1 to 1248 code for a protein of 415 amino acids. Lineage: Eukaryota; Perkinsozoa; Perkinsida; Perkinsidae. Gene Ontology annotation, molecular function: structural constituent of cytoskeleton; GTP binding. The transcript is spliced from 3 exons. Gene Ontology annotation, biological process: mitotic cell cycle; microtubule cytoskeleton organization. The record is from RefSeq and is a predicted model, not a curated record. Gene Ontology annotation, cellular component: cytoplasm; microtubule.